AUGCCGUCUGCUGCCGCCCGACGACUGUAUGAGGACCAGUUACCCUCAUUCAUGUCCAUAAUAAAUCCGGAAGCGGACAACUUCGACGACAGAGGGCUUGUGACCGUGGUAGAUUCCAAGUUGAUGGAGAUGGAGCCGACUUGCGGCGCACCCCAAUUGCCAAACAGUCAACACCUACCUUUACGACCAACGCCGACAGAUCUUCACCGUCACCAUGACAGCACUUCGACACAAAACUCAGAAUCUGCCGACUCGUCGCCAACAACGACGCUGAUCACAGACACAUCCUCGCUAUCAGACCCGUCACCGUCGUCCUCGCCAGACUCUCCUGUCAAUUUAGUACCACUUAACGCCUUCCCAGCCACCACCUUUGGUGGUCUGUCGUCCACCAUGAACACCCUCACGGUGAACGAACCCAGCACUCACCGCGAGAGACCCAUGACGUCGCCGUCCCCCAGGAGAGCACGAAACAUGAAAGGCUUGUCCAUACAACCACCGUUCAAUUCACUGUCUUCGACCUUGGUGUCAGAGCCGUCGUCUCCCUCGUUCAUCAAGCCCAAGAUUCCUGGUAUGAAGCGAAAGCCCAGUCAGCUGAGCCUCAAAACAGACUCCAAUGGAUUGAAUGGACUGAAUGGAGGUAUCAAUAUUCGCCCCACAACACUUGAGGUCCCAGCCUCGCCAGGGCUGCUGCCGCCUAUGCUCCAGCGAAGAGCUUUAAAGCACUCUACCUCCUCGCCGCACAUGCUCUCCGGACUCAAGUCAGCCACGUUUGGCCCAGCCGGUGGCAUGGGCUUCCCGACCCUCGGCGAUAGAGGCGAGUCUGGCCUGUCUCAGAUACUGCGGCCCUCUAACCAAGUUGGCCCAAGUGCUGGUAACCGAGCAUCCGUAAUCAUGGAAGAGGAUUCGUCUCCGAUCAAGCCCCAAGUUGCCAAUCGUGCCGCGAUAGACUUUGAGCCCUUCCAUGAUGAGAGCGAGAAGAACGAGGACCAGAAGUCGCCUGGAUACCCCGAUGGUCCCAUCGCCAUCUACGAGGACAAUGUCUACCUCUACCUGGAGCCGACUGCGGAGGAGGCGGCCAAAUUUGAUGUGGUCAUCAAUGUUGCGCGCGAAGUACUCAAUCCAUUCGACGCGUCAACCAAGGGCAAGGCCGAGAGUGAGCCGGAAGUCAUGAUCGAGUCACCCAUUCCGGACACUGCUGUCACCACCGACAGCUUUGCCACCGCCUUCGAAUUUCAAACGGACGAACGCAUGGAGACGCCCACUACACCGAAAGCCCCCGACGCUCUCCGCGAACCAGAGUAUAUCCACAUGCCCUGGGACCACAACACGGACAUUGCAACCGACUUGAUGAUGCUGUGUGAGAAGAUCGAGAAGCGCACAAAAGAGGGCAAAAAGGUCCUCGUUCACUGUCAACAGGGCGCCAGCCGAUCCGCGAGCUUAAUCAUCGCGUACGGUCUCUAUCAGAACCCUGGCCUGACGGUCAACGAUGCAUACUAUCGAGCGCAAUCCAAGAGCCGAUGGAUCAGCCCGAACAUGAGGCUUAUGUACUGCUUACAGGAUUUCCAAAAGGAGGUGGCUAAGAAGAGGCUGCCACGGUCCGCCGCUGGGCCUCGAAGUGGACGCAGCCCUACAAAGUACCAUCGACUGACCUUGUCAGCGGAUGCGAUCGACAUGAAGCCUAAGGAACCGUUGACGGCCCCGUUGCCCGAUGAGAAACCGGGCCCCGCAAUAAGGAGCUCAAGCCCUGGGGGCAGCCCAGUUCGUUCACGGGGAAAAUCAACAUCGAACCUAGAGGCGAUAUCUCCUGGCCCUUCCUCCGCUCCAUCCGCCUUUUCGUGGUCGUCCAAGGAGGACGAAAAAGACCGAGGCAAAUUCGGUCGAUUCGAUUUGGACAAGAUGCUAAACCCUCCCAACCCUCCUCCAGCUCCGGCGUUGGGUGGGUCUGAGUAUUCGUCUGAUGAACCGAAGCCUAUUCCAUCCCCUGAAUUUGGAGCCCGUCGUUUUGGUGGCGGCCCUCAGAGCGUGGGGUUCUCAAGCCUCAACAUCGGCCCUCGGGACUCCUUUGGGCCUCCAGCUGAGAAGCCCCACGAGGUGCCGGUCCAACGAGAAGCCGGGAUUGGUCGGGCGCCACUCGAAGAUGACACCUUGAUGUCGCCUAGAGCAGAGACAAUGACGAACAACCCGUUGCAUGACUCAUUUAGUGAGAUGGCAGGGAUGAAGUUCGUGGAGUCACCGCCUACCCCCGCCGAGAACUUGUUCUCUCCCAGACAAACCAUGUUCCCUAGGGACCCGUUCUACCCAUUCGGGCGGCCUGCUCAAGUUGCCGACCCAAGAAGUCCUCCAACCAAAGGCGAAACACCAAUCGUGCGAUCUAUCGAUGAACUGUUAUAG
Pseudomassariella vexata is the source of this 2391-nucleotide messenger RNA. RefSeq lists its product as uncharacterized. The coding region runs from base 1 to 2391 and encodes 796 amino acids. Gene Ontology annotation, biological process: negative regulation of MAPK cascade; protein dephosphorylation. The record is from RefSeq and is a predicted model, not a curated record. Gene Ontology annotation, molecular function: MAP kinase tyrosine/serine/threonine phosphatase activity; protein tyrosine/threonine phosphatase activity. The transcript has 2 exons. Gene Ontology annotation, cellular component: cytosol; cytoplasm; nucleus. NCBI's taxonomy places the organism in Eukaryota, Fungi, Ascomycota, Sordariomycetes, Amphisphaeriales, Pseudomassariaceae.